AUAUGUGGUGAAAAUGACAAUACACUAAUUCUCACUAGUUUCGCUCUUUCUCCAGUUCCCUCCCCUGGCGUUCUUCUUCUGUCAAAGGUGUGUUCUUUGUUGCAAGAUGAGAUUGAAUUUGGCGGCAAAUGUCCUGAUUUCUUCUCCCGACAUUUAUGGGUCAGGUAAUUUCAACAUCAAUCGUCGAAGCCCACUCCAUUUUCUCUCCGUCUUUCGUUGUUUGGGAACGAAAUCUGUUGCUAAUUGCAAUCCCCGUGAGAAAUUGAAGCUUGAUUUGGGAAACAUUAAUGGAUUGGAUGAUGCUCUUAGCUUGUACGAGACAAUGGCGGAAACGAGGCCUUUGCCCUCUGUAAACCAAUUCAAUCAAUUGCUGUCUAGGAUUGUCAAUCUGAAACAGUAUCCUGUGGCCAUACGCCUUUUCAAAGACGUCUGUAGAAUUGGGGUUUCAGUUAAUGAAUACACUAUGACCAUUGCUAUUAACAGCUAUUGCCUUUCUCACCGUGUCGAUUACGGGUUUUCCGUUCUCGCUUUGUUCUUCAAACGCUGUUUCGUACCCAAUUGUGUCACUUUUAAUACGUUGCUCAAGGGUUUGUUUCGAGAAGAUAGGAUUGGUGAGGCGCAAGAAUUGUUCAGGAAGAUUGUAAGAGAAGGGCUGUGUGAUCUAGAUGUCGUUACUUACGGGACUGUGAUCGAUGGACUCUGCAAAGCUGGUAAUUCUGCAGUGGCUGUUGAACUGCUCAGAGUAAUGGAGAAAGGGAAAUGUAAGCCAAACAUACUUAUAUAUACCAUGGUUAUUGAUUGCUUGUGUAAAAAUAGAAUGAUCGAUUCCGCAUUGAAGCUGUUCGAUGAAAUGCCUGAGAGAAGCAUUACACCUGAUGUUUUCACUUACAGUGCGUUGAUACACGGCUUUUGUGAUGUGAGUCGGUGGAAAGAAGUUAAAAUGUUGCUAAAGGAGAUGAGUGAUUGCAAGAUAUAUCCAAAUGUGGUGACGUUCAAUACUAUUGUCGAUGCUUUAUGCAAGGAAGGUUUGGUGGAUGAAGCGGACGAUGUGCUCCAGAUCAUGAAGCAGAAAAACGUGGUUCCGAAUGUAGUCUCGUACAACGCGUUGAUGGAUGGAUAUUGUCUGCAAGGACGGAUGAAUGAAGCUCGUAAUAUUUUUGAUUCUUUGUCUAGCGAGAAUAUUGCUCCUAAUGUUCGAAGCUAUACCAUUUUAAUCAACGGAUAUUGUAAGAAGACGAUGACAGACGACGCAGUGCACCUCUUUCGUGAGAUGCCCAAUAGAGGGUUGAAGCCCAAUCUUGUUACGUAUAAUUCACUAUUACACGGGCUGUUUCGUGGCGGCAGAUGCUCGUGUGCACUGAAGCUAUUUGACGAGUUACAAGCUGCUGGACUGAAACCCGACUUCUAUACGUAUUGUAACUUGUUGGAUGGACUAUGUUCGAAUGGGGAUGUUGAAGAGGCAUUGUCGUUGUUGAAUGCAUUGGAGAACAAAGGCGAGCAUCUUCAUAUCGGUUACUACGGUAUCGUUAUCGAUGGAUUAUGCAAAGCUAAGAAACUCGAUGCGGCUCGAGAUAUUUUUAACGAUCUUCCUUGUAAAGUAUUGAAACGUAAUGUGGUAACCUACAAUAUCAUGAUAAACGGGUGUUGUCAAAACGAGCUAAUUGAAGAAGCUAAAGAUAUUCUUGUGAAGAUGGAACGAGAUAGUUUGUCGCCCGAUGGGGUCACCUACAAUUGUAUUGUACAAGGAAAUCUAAAGAACGGAAAAUACGAAGAUGCAGCGCAGUUUCUCGAGGAAAUGGUUUCGAAAGGGUUCUCCCCGGAUUCAUCUACUUUUUCACUGAUGCUCGAUUUACUCGGGACGAACGAACACGAGCCUACAAUUUUUAAAAUGAUCCAAAAGUUCGCUCCUACUAGUUUAAAAACAAAAACUACAAUCAUGUGCAUUAUUUAAGUAUGUGGAAGUUGCAUAAGGUGAAGUUGGUCAAAUCACUAUUCCAGUUUAAUUGCUUUCUGCACCCUCGUAAGUUUCUGCGACGUCAACUUGAUCCUCCCUUGAGAUGAUUUGUUUUUUAAUAAGUAAAUAUGUACUCUAAACUAUUGUGAUAAACAAUUGAAAAUUGAAUUGCAUUUGGUGAA
This is a messenger RNA of Erythranthe guttata (spotted monkey flower), 2136 nucleotides long. RefSeq lists its product as uncharacterized. Gene Ontology annotation, molecular function: protein binding. Lineage: Eukaryota; Viridiplantae; Streptophyta; Magnoliopsida; Lamiales; Phrymaceae. The record is from RefSeq and is a predicted model, not a curated record.